GUCCGGUUGCAGCUUAGUCCGGAAGUAAAGCUCGCUCUAAUGUUAUGGAUCAUGUGAAACAUUCAGCUGUAUGAUCAAUACGUGUGUUAUGAUGCGUUGGCAUGUUUACAGAAUUCAUACAUGAUUUGCGAUCAUCAUAUUAGGUAUAAUGUGGGGCAGUCAGUCAUUUGUGGGAGGUGUAAGGAGGACUCUGAGGCUCGAUGUCUUUAAAGAUGUUGCUCGUCAGUAUCCUUUCAUCUUCUGUAUCUUUACUGUCAUGAUCUCAUCCACCAUCAUACUCAACCAAUAUCUUCACAUCCUGCUGAUAUUCUGGUCUUUUUUGGCUGGCGUCAUCACAUUUUAUUGCUCUCUCAGCCCUGAAUACCUGCUACCCAAUAUAUUCAUUACAGUCAAAAGUAAGAGGAAACCACAGGAACAACAGGAGUUAUUCCCUCUGGGUCACAGUUGUGCAGUAUGUGGAAAGAAGCAGUGCACACGUCACAGACCUACACUUCUUUUAGAAAAUUAUCAGCCGUGGCUGGAGCUAAAGGUGCCGUCUAAAGUGGAUGCCAGUAUUUCAGAGGUUUUUGAGUUAGUCCUGGAGAACUUUGUGUACCCAUGGUACAGAGAUAUAACAGAUGAUGAGGCGUGUGUGGAUGAACUGAGACAGACGAUCCGUUUCUUCGCUGCGGUUCUGGCUCACCGAGCACAAAAGGUGGAUCUUCCUUCAGUUGUGAUGGGUAAAAUGAUGAGAGCUGCUAUGAAGCACAUUGAGAUCAUUGCUAAAGCACAACAGAAAGUGAGGAACUCUGAAGGUCUCCAGCAGGCGGCUCUCGUCGAGUACGGUGCAGAUAUGCACGUGGCUCUGCGUAGCCGCAAAGAUGAACUGUUGUAUCUGAGGAAACUGACAGAGCUGCUGUUUCCUUACGUCGUGCCUCCUAAAGCUACAGACUGCAGAUCUUUGGCUCUGCUGAUUCGAGAGGUCAUGACUGGUUCGGUUUUUCUCCCAAUAAUGGACUACAUAGCUGACCCAGACACAGUGAAUCACAUGGUGCUCAUCUAUAUUGAUGAUACUCCACCUGAGCCGGUGACCGAUCCCCCAUCUGCACUUGUGCCGUUCUUGAAAAAGUUUGCAGAUACCCGCAACAAAAAAUCAUCUGUGUUAAAGUUGGAACUGAAGGAGAUCAGAGAGCAACAGGAUCUUUUGUUUCGCUUCAUGAGUUUUUUAAAGGAGGAAGGAGCGGUUCAUGUCCUGCAAUUCUGUCUGACUGUAGAGGAGUUUAAUGACCGUAUCCUGAGUCCCGAUUUGAGCGAUGCAGAGAUGCAGCGUUUACAUGAAGAAGUUCAGAAGAUGUAUGAAACAUACUGUCUGGAGGAGAGCAUUGAUAAGAUCAGCUUUGACCCCUUCAUCAUAGAAGAGAUUCACAACAUUGCUCAGGGGCUGUACACAGACGUGGUGAAGCUCCAGACGAUGCCGUGUUUGUUUGAGGCGUACGAGCAUGUGCUGUCUCUCCUGGAGAACGUCUUCACACCCAUGUUCUGCCACAGUGAUGAGUAUUUCAGACACCUGCUCUGGGGUGCAGAUUCUCCUGCUAGAAAUUCGAAACUGAACAGGAAUUUAAGUUUGGAUGAUUUAAGGAACUCAUCGAAACGCGGCGAGUCCUUUGGCAUCAGUAGGAUUGGCAGUAAGAUCAAGGGAGUCUUCAAGAGCAAUGCAACGGAAGGAGCCAUGCCGCCACAAUAUGCCAUGAUUGAAGGAGAAGAUGACUUGGUGGAAGAGGCAGCGAUGGUGUUUGAGGAUGACUCUCCAGGGCCCGUAGAGGGCGCUGGGUCUCAAGGAACACAGCGUAAUCUUUCUGCAUGGACCGUCUCUAUCCCUUAUGUGGACUUUUAUGAGGAGGAAGUUAAGAGAGAGCGCAUCCUAGUCUUCUGCAUCGAUGUGGAACGGCAUGACAGGAUAAAUGCGGGUCAUGAGAUUGAAAGCUGGUCUGUGUACAGAAGAUACCUGGAGUUUUAUGUGCUGGAGUCCAAACUUACAGAGUUUCAUGGUUCAUUCCAGGACGCCCAGCUUCCUUCCAAAAGGAUCAUUGGACCAAAGAAUUAUGAAUUCUUAAACUCCAAACGCGGUGAAUUUGAGGAAUAUUUACAGAGACUACUGAAUCACCCUGAGCUGAGCAACAGUCAACUCCUGGCUGAUUUUCUGUCUCCACACAGUAUGGAGUCUCAGUUUGUCGACAGAACGCUGUCAGAUGUUAACCUGGGGAAGAUUUUCAAGUCUGUUCCAGGAAAACUCAUCAAAGAGAAAGGACAGAAUCUGGAGCCGUUUAUUCAGUCUUUCUUUAGCUCGUGUGAAUGUCCUAAACCCAAACCCAGCAGACCUGAGCUCACAAUCCUCAGCCCCACCGCAGAAAAUAACAAAAAGCUAUUCAAUGAGUUAUACAAAAACAAUGCCAAUCUGCCAGAGGGACUGGAGAGAAAACACAACCAGAAUUACUUUAUGGAACUGAUGGAGGUGGACGGAGCGUAUGACUACAUCAUGUACAUAGGUCGUGUGAUAUUCCACAUGCCCGACUGGCUUCAUCAUAUCCUGAGCGCAGGUCGUAUCCUCCUGAAGAAAACUCUGGAGGCGUAUGUUGAACAAUACUUCCAGUUCAAACUCGAGCAGAUCAUGCAAGAACAUCGCCUCGUAUCUCUCAUCACCCUAUUGCGAGAUGCUGUCUUCUGUGAGAAUACUGAGGAACGUUCUCCUGAAGACAAACAGAAACGAGCCAAGCAGACCUUCGAGGAGAUGAUGAACUAUCUGCCAGAUUUGGUGGGGAAAUGUAUCGGUGAAGAAGCGAAGUUUGAGGGUGUGAAGUUGCUUUUCACUGGCGUCCAGCAACCACUGCUUAAUAAACAGAUAACGUAUGUUUUACUUGACAUCGCUAUUCAGGAGCUGUUCCCAGAGCUCAGUAAGAAUCAGAAGUCAGGUCUCUCUGUCUCCUCCACUAGACGGAUGUAAGACAUAAUCUGAGAUCGUCUGACACUAUAAUGUCACAACAUUGGAUUUUAUUGGACUACUAAAAUAAAAUAAUUUAUUUACUUUA
This is a messenger RNA of Paramisgurnus dabryanus, 3065 nucleotides long. RefSeq names its product sorting nexin 14 (gene snx14). Gene Ontology annotation, molecular function: phosphatidylinositol-3,5-bisphosphate binding. Lineage: Eukaryota; Metazoa; Chordata; Actinopteri; Cypriniformes; Cobitidae. Gene Ontology annotation, cellular component: late endosome. Gene Ontology annotation, biological process: autophagosome maturation. The record is from RefSeq and is a predicted model, not a curated record.